CGUAUUAAAUAGUAUGUGUGUUAAUGGAAAUAACACAAAAAUCGGAAUUUAAAUAUCGUGAUUUACAGUUUUUAUUUGAUAGUGAAUAAAAUAAAAUGAAUAUAUUAAUGAAGGUGCCAUGCCUAAUAGCGUUUAUAUUCAUUUGCUUCAAAGGAGUUGUUUGCGAAAUUUGUGGCAAUCUUUAUUAUUCACAGCCUGCUUUUAAAGGGAGAAAUGUUACAAUAUCCUUCAAGCCGUUCAAAUUCUCGGCUACUCAAACGCCUACAAUUUUCUACACUAGUGCUGUUACACGAUGGAUAGCUGUUCCAUCAAACGUUUAUAUGUAUAAUGCAACGUUGGGCGUUUUUACCACAGUGUAUCCAAAUAUUCCGAAUUCUGGACACCUAUAUGCAGUAUACGGUGACUGCAGCAGCCAAAGCAUUCGUUUAGAUUUACAAGUGGGGUGUGGUGAUAUUCAUCUUCGAACACCAAAUCCUGUUCUGGGCAAAAAUGUUGAAAUAGCAUAUAAUCCUUCACCGGCGGUGGUUGGGCUCACUGGUGAAUACACUCGUGAGUGGUAUAAUGAAUCAUCAAGAUCUUUAAUGACCUUGACGGAGGGUCUGUUGACUGAGGAAGAAAUACACAGUGAAGAAUUUGUUUUGACCAUGUAUAACUCCACUCGGUGGACGACGGGAAAUUACAGUGUGAAAUGUACGAAAAAUACCACUUACAGUCUUCAUACUGAACGUGUCUUUGUUAAGGUGACAGUUCCGCCUGGCCAGCCAUUUCUUCGGUCAAAGAUAAACGUCCAGGAUUGUCCCAAAUGCCUGGUUGUCAUUUUAGGUGCAAAUAUGUACGAACAUGUAUUUUGCAAUACAUCUGGGGGCACACUCCCAUACAUAUACCUCGACGAUGUUAAAUAUAAGGCGUACAGAGAUACCUCCUCGGAGAAUAUUUACAAAAUGUCCCGAAUUAUACGCAAAGAAUAUCAUAUGAAGACCGUAGCCUGCAGUGUUUUCAAUGCAGCGCUUGAAAAACCGUUAACAAUGUCGGCUAAACUCUACGUUGCACUAAAACCUGAGGUUCCAGUGCUUAACGUACCUAUCUUGCGAGAGGGAAGUCCAGCAAAUAUCACGUGCAUUUCAAGAGGAGGGAGACCCGCCACAAAUUUAAGUCUCUGGUUGGAUGGAGUGAAUUAUUCAGGAGACCAUAUAAAGACUUACGACAACUCGACAAGAACAUAUACAACAAUUUUAACUUUUAACAGCCCUGCCAGAAAAGAUUGGAAUAGAAAUGUUGUGUCUUGCGUAUCAUCUUCACCAUUAUUUGAGACAGCGACACAACAAAAGAUAAUAAAUUGCAAAUAUCCUCCAUCGAAGCUGACAAUGGAUGCACCAAGUAUACCAAGCUAUUUGCAGGACAGCUAUACUCUGAAGUUCAGUUGCUUAACGGACACAUUCAAUGGCAAUUGCUUGAUAUCUUGGACAAAAGAUGGCCAACUUCUAAACGCAAACGGAGAGGUGACAAACAAAAUACACGACUCAGCUGUAAUUGAGUUUGCGGGUAUCAGUAAAGAAAACAAUGGUCAAACUAUUACCUGCAGCGUCAAUUGCUCCAACUUUGAUGUUCAACUAUCCAAAUCAUAUAUUGUACAAGUACCAUAUAAACUGAGUGUUCACUUAUCGGUUAAAGACGAAAUACUGCUUAAUGCUCAUGCCACAACCAAUGUAAUUUGCACGACAAACAGCUUACUUUCGGAUAUUGUUUGGUCGGUUUACGGAGACACACAACUCAUCGUUUGCAAUAAGUCACAUAAAUCGUUUGUGGGGAAACCCAAGACAAACCAGGUUGAGAGAAGUCUAGCGGUAUUGGCGUCCGCCUCUCAUGCAGAUGUUGUGGGUCCGAUCGCCACCAGGGUGUCCGCCUCUCCCCCAGGGGGUUUUGGGUUCAAUCCCCACGAGAAAGUGAGUAGUAUUGUGGUAAAGAUGUCCACCUAUUACACAAGGGCGUUUGGGCUCAAUCCCCACCAGAUUCUUUGCGAAACUUGUGGCAAUCUCAAUUAUUCACAGCCAGCUUUCAAAGGGAGAAAUGUUACAAUAAUCUACAAGCCAUUCAAAUUCUCGGAUACACACACGCCUACAAUUUUCUACAGCAAUGUUGUUACACCAUGGAUAGCUGUUCCAUCAACCGUUAUGUAUAAUUCAACGUUGGGCGUUUUUACCACAGUGUUUGACACAAAUCUUCAGAAUUCUGGAUACCUAUAUGCAAAAUACGGUCAAUGCAGCAGUCAAAUGAUUCGUUUAGAUUUACAAGACCUUUCUGAGGGAUGUGGAUAUAUUUAUCUCCGAACACCAAAUCCUGCUCUGGGCAAAAGGGUUGAAAUAGGAUAUUAUCCUUCACCGGCGGUGAUUGGGCUCACUGGUGAAUACAGUCGUGAGUGGUACAAUGAAUCAUCAAGCUCUUCAAUGACUUUGACGGAGGGUCUGUUGACUGAGGAAGAAUUACCCAAUAAAGAAUUUGUUCUGACCAUUUAUAGCGCCACUCGGUGGACGACUGGAAGUUACAGUGUGAAAUGUACGGAAAGUACCACCAACAGGCUUUCUACCGAACGUGUCUAUGUUAAGGUGACAGUUCCGCCUGGCCAGCCAUUUCUUCAGUCACCAAAUAUCGUCCAAGAAUGUCCCGAAUGCCUGGUUGGCAUCUUAUAUGAAAAUUUCUACCACCAUGUGUUUUGCAAUACAUCUGGGGGCACGACACCCUCCAUAAAUGUCGGAGAUGAGGGAGGUAAAGUGUAUAGCGACACACAGUUCGAGAAUAUUUACAAACUUUCUCGAACUAUAGGCGAAAAAGAUCAUAUGAAGACCGUAACCUGCAGUGUGUCGAACGCAGCGCUUGAAAAACCGUUAACAACGUCGGCUAAUCUCUUUGUUGCACUAAAACCUGAGGUUCUAGUGCUUAAUGUACCUAUCUUGCGAGAGGGAAGUCCAGCAAAUAUCACGUGCAUUUCAAGAGGAGGGAGACCAGCCACAAACUUAAGUAUCUGGUUGGAUGGAGCGAAUUAUUCAGAAGACAUUGUAAAAACUUACGACAACUCUACAAGAACAUAUACAACAAUUUUAACUUUUAACACUCCUGCCAGAAAAGAGUGGAAGUCUGUGUCGUGCGAGUCAUCUUCAUCAUUAUUUGGGAAAACAGCGACACAACAAAAGACAAUAAAUUGCGAAUAUCCCCCAACGAUGCUGACAAUGGAUGCACCAACUAUAACAAGCUAUUCGCAGGACAGCUAUACCCUCAAGUUCAGUUGCUUCACGGACACAUACAAUGACCAUUGCUUGCUAUCCUGGACAAAAGAUGGCCAACUGCAUUAUGCAAACACAUACGAGACAGAAAAAAUACAGGAUUCGGCCUUAAUGGAGUUUGCCAUAGUCAGUAAAGAAAACAAUGGUCAAACUAUUACCUGCAGCGUCAAUUGCUCCAACUUUGAUGUUCAACUAUCCAAGUCGCAUAUUUUACAAGUACCAUAUAAACCGAGUGCUCACUUGUCGGUUAAAGACGAAGUAUUGCUAAAUGCUGAUGACUCUACCAGCGUAACUUGCACGGCAACGAGCUUUCCACUUUCGGAUAUUGUUUGGACGGUAAACGGAGACACACAACUCCUCGUUUGCAAUAAGUCCGAGAAAUGUGUGAUGAAAACUAUCCCGAUAGAAACAAAGGAACACCGAAACUACACGUGCACAGCUUAUUUUGAAUUCGGAAAUUAUAACACAAGUGCGAUCAGUUCAUUUCUUGCAAUUGGAAGAGCUUCGAAACAAAAACCAUAUGAAAUUCCAAAUGAAAGUGAAAAUGCGUCAUUGACCAACAGUAACGGAAUACCAAUAGUGUGGAUAGUCAUUGGUUUGGGCGUUAUUUUUGCGGCUGUCAUUCUUUCAACGGUCAUCGUAUUGGUCAGAAAACGGCUUUUAAAGAAGAAUCAACACAUAAAUUCAAGUGAAACUCAACCUGUCCAACAUGGUGCCGACAUGCAGGAAAAUGAAACAGUAGAAAUGAACGAAGAUGUUACGUACGCCCAAGUUAACAAAAUCAGAACAAAAAGGACAGAAGCAGUGGGGCUUCAAACGAAGGGUUCAGAUACCAACCUGGUUUAUGCAGAUAUAGACAUCGAACAUUUGGAGACAGCCAGCAAACCACCUUCGAGACAGAGGCCGCCAAGUCCGACAGAAUAUGCUGACGUUGAUUUUAUAAGAACAGAACGUGGAUCAAACAGUGACAAUAUUAUUACCUAAUGUCAGGGAAAAUAAUAAUUUUACAUAUGUGCCAAUAAGCUGAUGUAUUCAAAUAUAACAUAUUUCUGAAUAUCAAAAUUAUUAAUUGAUUUAAGUCAUAAAUCAAUCUGAGAAAUGGAAUUUACCAUUUGAUUAACAUUCGGUAAAAAAGACAUGUGUAGGGAAUUUCAGCGAAAUCAGUCCCACUGAUAGCAAUCUUUUAAGAGUUUUGAGAUUUCCAAACAAAUAAUAUGUAUAUACAUGAUUAUACUAAUUUACUUUAACUCGAUUGUGAAGACGUUGCUUGUUUAACUUGUUAAAAGUAUUCAGUUUUGAUUUAUCUUAAUCAAACUUAUAAGUUGUUAAAGAGGUAAAUUUCAGUUUAAAAAGACAACCUGUACUGAAGAGAAUGCAGUGGGUUUUUCUCUUACCUUUGGUAAAAAGUGUUGAAUGAUUUUUAGCUCUACAACCCAAGGGCCAGAAGAGCUUAUGCCAUGUCGUGGUGUCCGUUCGUCCGUCUGUGUGUCCGUAAACGAUUGCUCGUGAACGCGAAAGUUUUGAGUGUAUCUCAAUCAAACUCAUACAGUAUAAAUGAGAGCUCAAUUUCUCUUUUAAACUAGCCAUAUCCGCAUAUGCAUGAGUAAAGUAUGGCCCUUGAAAUGCUAUAGCCCUAGCAGAAGUAUACUCUAAGGGAGGCAAACUGUACAGAGAGUUGUGUAGUAUUGUAGUGAUUCUCUCUUUUUGCCGUCUGUGAACCAUGAGGAUCAUUGAUUGCUUUCCUCUGAAUGUGGGCUCAGUAUAGUGCCUGUAAUUUGUAUAUACAUUAUUUGGGUAAAAACAAAAACACCAAAAAAGUCCAGACGGUGGAGCAUAGGACAUCAUGGGCAUUUUGUUAUACUUUUACUUAAAAUAUAUGGGCGCCUUGUAAGAUGUUUUGUCUUUACCAUCUUUGUAAUGAUGUAUUUGUACAGUCUUGUUUUUGUAAAUACUUGUAUUUGUGUAUUCUUGUGUUCAAUUCACUGUUUGAACUAUAAAAUAUUCAUUAUAGGGUAUUUUAAUAAAGUUUAUCG
Molecule: messenger RNA, 5311 nt
Organism: Mya arenaria
Lineage: Eukaryota; Metazoa; Mollusca; Bivalvia; Myida; Myidae
Exons: 20
Coding region: 96-4262 (1388 amino acids)
Biological process (GO): cell-cell adhesion
Cellular component (GO): cell-cell junction
Molecular function (GO): cell adhesion molecule binding
Source: RefSeq, a predicted model, not a curated record